GGCGGCGGAGGCGCCCGGUCCCGGCCGCGCGGAGCGGACAUGUGCAGGCUGGGCUAGGAGCCGCCGCCUCCUCCCCGCCCAGCGAUGUAUUCAGCGCCCUCCGCCUGCACUUGCCUGUGUUUACACUUCCUGCUGCUGUGCUUCCAGGUACAGGUGCUGGUGGCCGAGGAGAACGUGGACUUCCGGAUCCACGUGGAGAACCAGACGCGGGCUCGGGACGAUGUGAGCCGUAAGCAGCUGCGGCUGUACCAGCUCUACAGCCGGACCAGCGGCAAGCACAUCCAGGUCCUGGGCCGCAGGAUCAGUGCCCGUGGCGAGGAUGGGGACAAGUAUGCCCAGCUCCUCGUGGAGACAGACACCUUCGGCAGUCAAGUCCGGAUCAAGGGCAAGGAGACGGAGUUCUACCUGUGUAUGAACCGGAAGGGCAAGCUCGUGGGGAAGCCUGACGGCACCAGUAAGGAGUGUGUGUUCAUUGAGAAGGUCUUGGAGAACAACUACACGGCCCUGAUGUCAGCCAAGUACUCCGGCUGGUACGUGGGCUUCACCAAGAAGGGGCGGCCGAGGAAGGGCCCCAAGACCCGGGAGAACCAGCAGGACGUGCACUUCAUGAAGCGCUACCCCAAGGGGCAGACGGAGCUGCAGAAGCCGUUCAAGUACACCACGGUGACCAAGCGGUCCCGGCGGAUCCGCCCCACGCACCCCGGCUAGGCGGCCGCCCCGGGCCCACGCUCACACUCCCCGAGAACUGCAUCAGAGGAAUAUUUUUACAUGAAAAAUAAGGAAGAAGCUCUAUUUUUGUACAUUGUUUCCAAGAAGACAAAAACUGAACCAAAACUCUCGGGGGCGGGGGAACGGUAAGGACCUUAUGGUUGACCCAAAACCCCCCUACGACAAAGACUCACUCGACGGGGAGACAUCGUCAGCACCCAGGUGCGUGUCUCUCUCUCAGAACAGACAACGCUCAGCUCGUCCCCAGAGGAGGACUUGAAUGAGGAAAACGACACUCUGAGAAACCAAAGUCCUUUUUCCCAAAGGUUCUGAAAACAAAAGAAAAACAAACAAAAAAAAAGGCAGAGAAAAGUAGUACCCCCCCACCCUCCAAGGAACUCCCCCUCUUUCCCAGUUUCCUGCCCCUGCCCCAGACUCCAACAAAAAUCGCUCUCUGGUUUGCAGUCAUUUAUUUAUUGUCCGCUGCAAGCUGUCCCGAGACACCGCGCAGGGAAGGCGUGCCCCUCGGAAUUCUCGGCGCCUCGACCUCCGACGACAGAAGGCCUCGUCCAAUCACGGCGACCCUGCCUCGCUCGCAGCCUGCAGGAUGCUGCUAUCGACCUUCCGUGACUCCCGUGACCUAGCACACCAAUGAUAAGGGAAUAUUUUAAAACCAGCUAUAUUAUAUAUAUUAUAUAUAUAAGCUAUU
Phyllostomus hastatus (greater spear-nosed bat) is the source of this 1417-nucleotide messenger RNA. RefSeq names its product fibroblast growth factor 18 (gene FGF18). The transcript is spliced from 5 exons. Gene Ontology annotation, biological process: animal organ morphogenesis; positive regulation of protein phosphorylation; positive regulation of cell population proliferation. Lineage: Eukaryota; Metazoa; Chordata; Mammalia; Chiroptera; Phyllostomidae. Gene Ontology annotation, cellular component: cytoplasm. The record is from RefSeq and is a predicted model, not a curated record. Bases 85 to 708 code for a protein of 207 amino acids. Gene Ontology annotation, molecular function: type 1 fibroblast growth factor receptor binding; type 2 fibroblast growth factor receptor binding; growth factor activity.